AUGGACUUGUUCGCCAUUGAUUUGGAUUUUGAGCCGAGUGAAGUGAAAACGAAAAGGGAAAAACGAUUAGAAGCUAAAGUAACGUUUGACCCAAAGGAUUGGACGCCUCGGAUUCAAGAUUUUGGUCAUUUGAGUAAAGAUGGUGUUGUUUUAGGAGACCCGGAAUAUAUCCUAGAACAGUGCAAGUUUGCUGCUGAAGAACAAUAUUAUCUACGCAAUUAUCAGCUAGCAAAAACUUUCGCUUUACAGGCCAUGCAAGAGCCGGCUAAUAAGUCAAUAGAAUACCAUCGACUAACAACUGGUGAAGUGCAUGAGUUGAAAGAUAUUGUUCGUCGUUGCGAAGAAAAGCAACAAAAACCUUGA
Molecule: messenger RNA, 363 nt
Organism: Schizosaccharomyces cryophilus OY26
Lineage: Eukaryota; Fungi; Ascomycota; Schizosaccharomycetes; Schizosaccharomycetales; Schizosaccharomycetaceae
Exons: 2
Coding region: 1-363 (120 amino acids)
Source: RefSeq, a predicted model, not a curated record